This is a messenger RNA of Penicillium psychrosexuale, 528 nucleotides long. RefSeq lists its product as uncharacterized. The record is from RefSeq and is a predicted model, not a curated record. The annotation marks the transcript as partial. Lineage: Eukaryota; Fungi; Ascomycota; Eurotiomycetes; Eurotiales; Aspergillaceae. The transcript is spliced from 4 exons.
CCAUCUAUUAAGCACUCAGUCCACGCUCAGUCCAUACCCAAAGGAGCACUUUGCCCCACAAUAUUGUUUAUUUUGCGAUCACUUUUUGAUGGCCCUCACUUCUCACCAUACCCCGAUUUCUUGAGGUACGCGAUCCCCUCAAAAAAUAACGCACUAAAACACGAUGACGCAAAAUUGGAAGGCACCGAGCUUAUCUAUAACGGGGCGAUACAGGAGCAAAUUUUAGGUAGAAAAACCUUCUUUGCUUAUCAAGAUAAGAUCGUCAAAGAGAAGCGCUAUAAACAGCUGCAAGAGAGCAGCUAUAUUUUUAGCGCUUAUACAGAUAAAGAUUCCAUUCGAGAGAAAGAUAAAAGAAUACCUAAGACCAAAAGGAUAUACUACCAUACUAAUUUCUCCGGUAGUACAGUCAUUCGGCGCGAGGGAAAAAAAAGUAAAAAUGGACGGCUAGUGAUAACAUCGGUUCUCAAUUGUGCGGAGAGGCUAUUUAUGGGUAAAGAGAACAUUGAUAGAAAACGAAGGAACGAUUAA